Messenger RNA from Ictalurus furcatus (blue catfish), 4386 nucleotides. RefSeq names its product probable E3 ubiquitin-protein ligase HERC3. NCBI's taxonomy places the organism in Eukaryota, Metazoa, Chordata, Actinopteri, Siluriformes, Ictaluridae. Gene Ontology annotation, molecular function: ubiquitin protein ligase activity. The coding region runs from base 79 to 3132 and encodes 1017 amino acids. Gene Ontology annotation, biological process: ubiquitin-dependent protein catabolic process; protein ubiquitination. The record is from RefSeq and is a predicted model, not a curated record. The transcript is spliced from 24 exons.
AAAUACUGACUUUGUUCAGUUUAGUGCUGCUUACUUCCUUAUAGUAGAUCUUUAUAUAGAAAUGUUGGAGGAAAGCAGAUGAGUUUCGGUUUCGUUUCAACUCUCGGCUUAAGUUUCAUCUUCUCAGUUUGUUUAAAUUCAUGUUUACAUGCUUUCUACAUCAGCUGGUCUUCAGACACGGUUACAGAGAGGACAUUUGUACAUCCUGUGAGAUUCGGAAUGCUUUACUGGGGCAGCUUGAACUCGACAGGAGAUGACUCUUCACAUGAGAACAUUAAUGGAUCUGAUCAAAUGUUCCGCGGGACGAGAAUCACGGAUGUGUCCAUCAGAGAGGGGCUCGCGUCCUUCCUCAGGGACACGGACCAGAAGGUCAUCGUAGUGACGUCACACAACCGAAUUACUUUAGAUUUGAAGAAGGAGCGAACUGCGUUAUUGAGCAGCGGAAAGGAGCAUGUUGUGCUUGUGUCUGAGAAAGGGACGGUGCAGGAAUGGAAACGUUCAGCUCGAUGCAACAUACCCAAGACAUGUGGCAGCUUAACUAACAGACAAAUUGCACAAGUUGCAUGUGGAAACUAUCACUCAGUUGUCCUAACAAAAGAUGGUCAGUUGUUCACGUGGGGUCAGAACUCGAGUGGUCAGCUUGGUUUGGGGAAAGGUGAGCCGAGCCGAGCCGAUUCUCCUCAGCCCCUCAAGUCUCUGUGUGGGAUCCCACUGGCACAGAUCAGCGCCGGAGGAGACCACAGCUUCGCCCUGUCUCUCUCCGGAGCCGUGUUCGGCUGGGGUAGGAACAGCGCCGGGCAGCUGGGCCUGGGAGACACUGAUGAUAGACAUGUCCCUGUUUGUGUGAAGAGCUUGAAUUUGAAGAAGACCGUGUUCAUUUCAUGCGGAGAGGACCACACUGCUGUUCUAACCAAGGGUGGACUGAUGUUGACAUUUGGCUCAGGUCAUUAUGGGCAGCUUGGACAUAACUCACUCAGAGAUGAACAUCAUCCCCAUUUAGUUGCUGAACUCUGGGGGUCCAAAGUGUCCCAAAUAGUCUGUGGACGGCAUCACACUCUGGCAUUGGUUGAAUCUUCAAACAAAAUCUACUCAUUUGGAUGUGGAGAGCAAGGUCAGCUGGGAAUUGGCCAGAGGGCCAAUCAGUGUGUGCCACUUCCUGUCCAGUUGCCACCAGAAUAUAGCCCUGAACAGAUGAUUAAGAAAAUUACUGCUGGAGGAAAUCUUUCUGUCGUCUUUAUCUCUACAAUGGAUGAUGUUCAAGCAAGUUCAAAUCUGAGUUCAUGCAAUGGUACAGCAGUGUUGGACGAUGAAAUUAUUGAUCGUUGGAUUUCAGACUGUGACUCAAAAGUAUGGAGAAGAAACCAAAGGGAAAUCAAGAAAAUGUUCUCAUCAGCAUCAUGCAUCAACGGUAGUUUCAUUGAGAAAAGCAGUGACAAGCAUUAUAAAACAUCAGUAGUGACUUCUGGGCUGGAUUUAUCAUUGGCUCGUCUUGCUUUUAAGAAGCUGGCCAAAAAGGACAAAGUUUUAUCAGUGGUAGAGGGAACUGUAGAGAGAGAUCUUCUGCCCUCUCUGGGCCCAACUGCUGCUGGUGUGGAGGCUCUGAGGGUUUACCUCAUCCUGCCUGAACUCCUCCGAGUGCUGAACAAAAAAGGACGUGCCACACAGCUCACUAUCUCUCUGGCGUCUGCCAUCUUAAAACUCCAGCCCGAGUCACUGGAUGUCUUGACCAGCCUGUGGACCAAACUAACCUACUACUACUUCAGGACUCUGGUGAAGAUGUUUCACUCAGUGUGUGCUCACUUCAUGUCGCUGAUGAUGACUGCAAAAUGUGACCACUGGACUGAAGUAACGCCUGUGCUGAAGGUUCUGCAGAAGCUUUACAAUAUUAAUAGACAGAGAGUUGUGCGGUUGACUGAGGGUUACUUCCUUAUCAAGAAGCUCUGUGACUUUUUUGACAUGGCGAGGAAUCUGAAUCUGCUUGAAAACUUCUGGGCAAGUAUGGAACGGCUUACAUGUUAUCCAUUUAUCCUUGACAUCAAGAGUAAAUGCUUCAUGUUCCAAUUUUUAAAGGAACAACACAUGGACCCUUUGCUUUUUUUUAACUUUGGAAACAGUCUGUGUGUGAACAGAGAAACAGUGUUGGCUGACACACUUGUGUACCUGAAAAAAAGCAGACAUAAUUUUUCUCUCCCUUUAAAGGUGCAGUUUUCUCUAGAGGCUGGAUUCGAUGAUGGAGGUCUGGGUGUUGAAUUCUUCACCCUGCUCGGACAGGAAAUAAGAAAAGACUCCAGUGCUAUUCAAGCAUCCGAGGACUCGGGACUCUUCUGGUUCUCUACUGAUGAUUCUGGUUCCAGUCAGGAGGAAUUGUACUUCAUUGGUGUCAUCUGUGGAUUGACCUUUUAUAAUCAGUGUUUUAUGAACAUCGGCUUCCCAGUGGCACUGUUCAAGAAGCUGCUGAACCUCAGUCCAACUUUCAGUGACCUGGAGGAGCUGUCACCAGUGGAGGCCAGAAGUCUAAAAAAUGUACUGAUGGAAGACGAGGACGUUGUGGAGGAGCUCUGUCUGGAUUUCACAGUGAAAGGAAAAGAGCUCAUUCCAAAUGGAGCAGAAAUCCCAGUCACAAAAGCUAAUAGGCAGAAAUACGUGGACUUGUACGUCGACUUUGUUUUUAACAAGUCUGUAAAGGAACAGUUUAAGAAGUUUGAGAAAGGUUUUUCACGUGGAAACCCCAUUCCUUUCUGGAAGAUGUUCAAGCCUGAAGAGCUCAGAGACUUACUCUACGGCACGUCUAAAUACGAGUGGGCGGAGCUCCAAAAGGGAGUCACAUAUGAACACUGUGGACCCUCAGAUGAACUCAUCCAGAACUUCUGGUCUGUUUUCUUCGAGCUGAAUGAAGAGGACCAGAAGAAGUUUCUGACUUUCGUCUAUGGGACAGAUCGCCUGCCUGUAGGAGGACUCUCCAAACUGCAGCUGAGAAUUGUGAGACACAACUAUACCGAUGCAGACGAGCGUUUCCCUUCGGCCCAGACCUGCUACGGCAUUUUACGUCUUCCAAACUACAGCAGCAUCCACAUACUUCGAGACAAACUCAUUCAUGCCAUCACUUAUUGUGAAGUUUUUGGACAAGUCUAAAAGUGUGGUUUGUUGGGUUUUAAGAAGACAAAUUAUCAUGUUAUGUCUUUAUAUAUUAUGAUUAAAACAGUCUAUAAACUUGGGUGGGUGAUUAGCAGACUUAUUGGCAAAGAUGAUAGGGCAUUAGUACUGUAUGUGUUACAGUUCACUCGUGUUUCCUUACUUCAUGGGCCAAGUUUGUUUACAUCCUGUUUCUUGUAGUUAGUCUCACUGUGUUGUGUGUAUAGUGACCUUUGCCUCAUGUGAUACACUUUAUCAAUAAUUCCUUCUUUUUUAUUUAUUAAUAUUUACAGAAUAGUACAAUAGAACUCUCUCUCUCUCUCUCUCUCUCUCUCUCUCUAACAAUUUUAUGACAAUUGUAAUAUUUUAAGUUUAAACAUAUUUGGACAGUGUAUAGUUUUAUUGCUAAAUAAUAUAUGCAAAAGAAUAUAUGCAAUAUUUCAAAACACUACAUUUGCAACAUUUGUCCUUUUUUAGGCUAUUCACAAAGGUACAGUAUCUCACAAAAGUGAGUACACCCCUCACAUUUUUGUAAAUAUUUGAUUAUAUGUUUUCAUGUGACAACACUGAAGAAAUGACACUUUGCUACAAUGUAGUGAGUAAAAGUAGUGAGUGUACAGCUUGUGUAACAGUGUAAAUUUGCUGUCCCCUCAAAAUAACUCAACACACAACCAUUAAUGUCUAAGCCGCUGGCAACAAAAGUGAGUACACCCCUAAGUGAAAAUGUCCAAAUUGGGCCCAAAUUAAGAGAUUGUCCAAAUUAAGGAGACAAAUUAUCAUGUUAUGUCUUCAUAUAUUAUGAUUAAAAAGUAAACGUGGGCGUGGGCAUGUGCGUACUGUGUGUUAAAGUACCGGCGUUUACUUACUUUACGGUUCAAGUUUGUUUACAACCUGCUUCUUGUAGCCAGUCUCACUGUGUUGUGUAUUUUGUGAAUUAUAUGGGCUUGUACUGCAGUUUUAAGCCUUGUUUCCACGGUUUUCAUGACUUUUUUUUGUUGCUUAGUUUCUACUUCUGGGUCCUGGUUGUGUAGUUCUUCAAGGUAUUUAUAGCUUUGCUUUUGAUGAUACAUGUUCUAGAUCCAUGAAUCUCAGGAGAAGCUUAAAUAAAGAGAUGACUACAUCCAACAUUCUCGGCCUCAUGUGUUACAAUUAGUCAAUAAUUCCAGAUUUUUUAAUUAUUAAUAUUCACAGAAGGCUACAAAUCUUCAAUACCUCUACUGUAGCCUACUGUGUAUAAAUCUCUAUAUUUGAUGC